This is a messenger RNA of Cheilinus undulatus (humphead wrasse), 2304 nucleotides long. Its product is annotated as cGMP-dependent protein kinase 2. Gene Ontology annotation, biological process: protein phosphorylation. The coding region runs from base 1 to 2304 and encodes 767 amino acids. Lineage: Eukaryota; Metazoa; Chordata; Actinopteri; Labriformes; Labridae. The transcript is spliced from 19 exons. The record is from RefSeq and is a predicted model, not a curated record. Gene Ontology annotation, molecular function: ATP binding; cGMP-dependent protein kinase activity.
AUGGUGGCCAGCCAACGCCUGGCCAUGGGCAACGGUUCAAUUAAAGUCCCAAAGGCCGAGGAGAACAGCUGCCUGUCCUCCAUCCACACCAAUGCUAUAGGCCUGGAGACACAGCUCAGGAUGCAGAUUGCUCACCUCGAGGCAGAGCUGGCACAUCGGGAUCAAGAGUUCAGAGCCCAACAGAUCCAGUUACAGAACCUCCAGAGGGAGCUGGAGGCCAAGAUCUCUCAAAUCCACAAGCUCCAGGAUGCCAUUGGCUACAACAGCCUUUGCUGCUCAUCGCCGGCCCUGUGUCGCCACAGCUGUCGCCGCUUCAGUGUCAUCAACCAGGGCUCGAACCGCUUCCACAAGGUGGCCGUGGAGGUCCACCGCCGGCUCAAAGCCAAGGAGGGCGUCUCAGCUGAACCCACCUCUGAAAACUUCUGUGGAGGUUUCAGGGCCACCAACAUCUCCAUCGCCAAGGCUAUCCGGAAAGACUCUGACACGAAAAAGCUCAUCAAUAGUGCGAUCAUGAACAACGACUUCCUGAAGAAGCUGGAGGCGCAGCACAUGAGGGAGAUGGUGGACUGUAUGUAUGAGAAGGUUUACGGCGAGGGUCAGCUGGUCAUCCAGGAGGGAGAACCAGGAAACUACCUCUACGUCCUGGCAGAUGGUUUGUUGGAGGUCAUCCAGAAUGGGAAGCUUCUGGGUGAGAUGCGUCCUGGAACAGCAUUCGGAGAGCUCGCUAUCCUGUACAACUGUAAGAGAACAGCCACAGUUAAAUCUGUGUCCCAGUCCCACAUCUGGGCUCUGGACCGACAGACGUUUCAGACCAUCAUGAUGAGAACCACACAGGCCCGACACGAGGAGUACUUCAGCUUUCUACGCAGUGUGUCUCUGCUGAAUGGACUGCCUGAAGAGAAACUAGCCAGGAUCGUUGACUGUCUCGAAGUGGACUGUUAUGAGAAAGGAGAGUAUAUCAUCAGAGAAGGUGAAGAAGGGAACACGUUCUUUAUCAUCGCUAAUGGAGAGGUCAUCGUGACUCAGAGCACAGAGGGGUUUGCUGAACCACAGGAAAUCAAGACGCUGGGAGUCGGAGACUACUUUGGAGAGAAAGCUCUGAUCAGUGAGGACGUCCGAUCAGCAAACAUCAUCUGCAAUGAGAACGACACUCACUGUCUGGUGGUGGACCGAGACAAUUUCAACCAAAUGGUGGGAACCUAUGAGGAGCUCCAGGCUUACCUCAAGGAAUACGUGGAGGAGCUCUCCAGGAGUGAUGAGAGGAGAAACGCUCUGCCGUACUCGCCUCAGAUCGACUCUGCCGAGGCUCAGGAGCUGAAGAGGCUGAGGGAGCGGAUCGGCCUUCUGCCUCCAAACCAGCCAUUCCAGCAGCUCGAGGUCGUAGCGACGCUGGGCAUGGGAGGAUUUGGACGGGUGGAGCUGGUGAAGCUGAAGGACGAGGAGACCACGUUUGCUCUGAAGUGCAUCAAGAAGAAGCACAUAGUGGACACCAGACAGCAGGAGCACAUCUACUCAGAGAAAAACAUCCUUCAGCAAACAAACUCAGCCUUUAUCAUCAGGUUAUUUCGAACCUUUCGGGACGAUAAAUACAUCUACAUGCUGCUGGAGGCAUGUCUGGGAGGAGAGCUGUGGACUGUGCUGCGGGACAUGAGUUAUUUUGAUGAUGCCACAGCCAGGUUCUGUACUGGUUGUGUCUUGGAGGCGUUUGACUACCUUCACACCAGCGGCAUCGUCUACAGAGACCUGAAACCUGAAAACCUGCUGCUGGAUGCCGAGGGUUACGUCAAAAUGGCUGACUUUGGCUUCGCUAAGAAAAUUGGCAGAGGGAAAAAGACGUGGACUUUCUGUGGCACCCCAGAGUACGUGGCCCCUGAGGUCAUCAUGAAUAAAGGCCAUGACUUUGGGGCCGACUGCUGGUCUUUAGGAAUCCUCAUAUUUGAGCUGCUCACUGGCAACCCACCAUUUGCUGGCUCAGACCCCAUAAAGAUCUACACCAUGGUCCUCCAUGGCAUCGAGAAAGUCGACUUCCCCAAGAGAAUCUGCAAACGUCCUGACGACCUUAUCCGGAGGCUCUGCAAGCUAAACCCAGUAGAGCGUCUGGGAAACAAAAAGAACGGCAUCAUUGACAUCAAGAAACACAAGUGGUUCCAGGGCUUUAACUGGGAGGGUUUGAGGCGUCACAAGCUGCUGUCUCCACUGAAGAGAGAGCUGACAGGGCCGUUGGAUCACAGUCACUUUGACAUGUUUCCUCCUGAGGCUGAGGAUCCUCCUGAUGAGCUGUCCGGCUGGGAUAGAGACUUUUGA